Molecule: messenger RNA, 747 nt
Organism: Anthostomella pinea
Lineage: Eukaryota; Fungi; Ascomycota; Sordariomycetes; Xylariales; Xylariaceae
Source: the annotation of a GenBank genome assembly
AUGGAAGGAGACCACACAGGAUACGAGUCGGAACGCCGAAACCUGGAGCGCAACUUUAAAGGGAAGACGGACAAGAUCAAGAGACAGUACGAGCUAUUCUGGCAGCAGGCGACGGCCAAGGCGGACGUCGACGCAUACCUGAACGCCGUCGCGGACCAUGACUACCCGAAGCUUCCCAAAUGGAUCUCCAAGGUGACUCCGUUCACACACUGGAAGGGCCCCUGCUUCGCCGAGAGCGAUCGAGCACUACUGAUCGGGAACCGGGCCUCUUUCGACACGGUCCAGUACGACAAGCCGGAGCAAGCCGGCAUGUCCAUGAUCCACCUCCUGUGCAUACCCAAGACCGGCAUCUUCAACGGCGUGGGCCUGGACAGCGGCAGUGUCUCCAUCAUCGACCACAUGGUGCAGCUCUUCAAGAGUGCCUGGACGGACGCCGAGACGCGGCGGGGCGUGCUCUGCCACCAGCGAGAGGCCAUCGAGCGCCGCAACCAGGAGAAUCCGGACGAGGAGGCCCAUGCUACGGCCAUGGAGCACUACGGCGAGCUGGAAGACAUGAUCGACGAUCUCGGCCCUGACGACUUCCACUUCGGACUGCACCUCUGGCCGGACCACAGCGUUGGCCACCUGCAUCUCCACGUCAUUGCGGCUCCGUGGGCCUGUCGCCAGUACAGCACGUCGCACCAUGACAAGAAGACCAAGGACGCAUUCGAAGUGCGUGACUACAUCAAGAGCGUCGCCAAUGCCUAG